Molecule: messenger RNA, 3852 nt
Organism: Oreochromis niloticus (Nile tilapia)
Lineage: Eukaryota; Metazoa; Chordata; Actinopteri; Cichliformes; Cichlidae
Gene: sgms1a
Product: sphingomyelin synthase 1a
Exons: 6
Coding region: 407-1627 (406 amino acids)
Biological process (GO): ceramide biosynthetic process; sphingomyelin biosynthetic process
Cellular component (GO): plasma membrane; endoplasmic reticulum membrane; Golgi membrane
Molecular function (GO): protein binding; sphingomyelin synthase activity; ceramide cholinephosphotransferase activity
Source: RefSeq, a predicted model, not a curated record
AUCAUGGAGGCAGCACUUGAUGACGUCGUGUGGGGAACUCCCUGCUAACCCGCCUACCCCACUGACCAAGAGAUAGUCAUACCACAUUGCGGUCCUGAGCAGUACGAGUGGAGAAGAGGUCCGUAAACAUUUUAACGGGGUGAAGUGUGCGGAAAAAGCUUGUGAGGAGAAGGAAGCUGCUGUGACUCACAUCUGUUCAUCUGUUGGUCCUAGCCCUAAGAGAUCUUGCUUCCUUCUUUUUCUUCAUCACAGUAAGAGGAGGCUUGGGCUCCCUCUAGGUGCGAAACUCACCAUGUGCCAAAACUGGAGAGGAUGUACCACUAUCCCUUAAACAGCCAAACCUCUUUUAGCCCUUACCCUUUAGUCUGGGGACCAUCCUAAUCCUCCACAUUGCCCACUGGCCAAAAUGAGGAAGGUGGUGGCAUGGACAGCAGAGGAUAUUUCCCAGUGGUUGAGCAAAGAGGGAAUGCCGGAGUACAUAGAUGCCCUCCAGCAGAUGAAUGGCCCUGCUUUACUCAGGCUCACAGAAGCAGAUUUCCAAAAGCCUCCUCUCUCACUGGUGUCGUCUGAUUGUGGGCAGCAGCUGUUGGAGCGACUGGAGACACUAAAGCUAGAGACACACAUGGAGGCUCAUAAAAACGGCCAUGCAAAUGGGCAUGUUGGUGGAAUAUCCAACGGAACUAGUAAGUCCCACAGAAAUGGCACACUGAAGGAAUUCCAGGACAUGAUUCAAAUUCCCAUCCCUACAAUGGAGGCUACACGCUCCCCAUUCCCUGCUGAGUGGGGGAAGACGGGCAUAGCAUUCCUCUAUGCGGUGGUGUGCUUCGUCACCACCACUGUUGUCAUCUCAGUUGUCCACGAGAGAGUCCCGCCAAAGGAGCACACUCCACCACUGCCCGAUAAGUUCUUCGACUGGUUUGAUAGGAUAGAGUGGGCCUUCUCCAUCUGUGAGAUAAACGGCAUGCUUCUGGUGGCGCUCUGGCUCAUACAGUGGAUACUCCUCAAGCACAGGUCAAUAAUAGGCAGGCGGUUCUUUUUCAUUGUGGGCACACUCUACAUGUACCGGUGUAUUACAAUGUACAUCACUACUCUGCCUGUUCCUGGGAUGCAUUUUAAAUGUGCUCCAAAGCUUCUCGGGAACUGGGAGGCACAGAUGAGGAGAGUAAUGAAAAUGAUUGCCGGUGGGGGGCUAUCCAUCACAGGUUCUCACACUAUGUGUGGAGAUUACCUGUAUAGUGGCCACACCGUCAUGCUGACACUAACGUACCUCUUCAUCAAAGAGUAUUCUCCAAAGCGAUUCUGGUGGUAUCACUGGCUUUGCUGGACUCUGAGUGCGGUGGGAAUAUUCUGCAUCCUUCUUGCCCAUGACCACUACACUGUGGAUGUGGUUGUGGCCUACUUUAUCACUACACGUCUCUUCUGGUGGUACCAUACUAUGGCCAACCAACAGUCGCUGAAAGAGACAUCACAGAGUAACCCAUUCUCACGGGUGUGGUGGUAUAGACUGUUCCAGUACUUUGAAGAGAACGUGAACGGCCCGGUCCCCCGGAACUACCAGCUGCCAUUGUCGUGGCGAGCGUUGCAGUGGAACCACAGCGUGAAGUACAGCAGACUGGACAUCCAGUGACCCCUACCAUGUAAAAGCAGGCGAGGACUGUGACUUCCAUAAGUGCUGUUUUUAACCAAGGAAGAUGGCACUGUCCGAUGUAGCGCUGUCCUUUCACCUCUAGUAACACUCUUGUCCAAAUGGGUAGCACUGUGACCCACCUAGUGUUUUCUUUUUCUUCUCUUCUUUCUUUUCUGAUAGUAUUUGUUGACACAGAGCACUAAUUUAUUUGUUUUUGUUUCCAUUUCAAAGGUAACAUACAUUUCUGCUUUUAUAGUAAGUCUAUAAAGCCUUUAAACACUUGUUUUAAAAACUCAACUUGUUUGUCAAAAGGACACGCAAGUUUUCUUUCCCUGUCAGCACAAAAGAAUAGUCGAUGUUGUCAUGUUCUUAGAUUUUUAGUGCAAAUGGGUCAAUCAGAGGUUUAUGUAAGAACCAAAAUGCCAUAAGUAUUUUUUUCCCUUUUUUUUUUUUUAUAGCAAGUUAAUUUUGUAAACUAUCCUUGCUAAAAUGAGUCAAAGGUGCAAAAAUAAUUUUUCUAAACAUUUCAGACUUUAUUUUUCAAAAACAAAUGAUGUCCAGAGAAGAUUUUUAGAUUUUUAUCUUUUUCAAGAUGGAUAACUGAGAGCAUAAGAAUCCAGUGUGGUAUAAUAUGUUUCCAGUGCCUUCUUUUGCUUGAUUGUAAACCAGUUCAAGUACUAUAUGUAAUGUGUCUGUCUGCUGCGGUACCUUCCUUGUACCGUGGCGUGGUCAGUCUCGUUCCCAUGAAUGUAUAAAACAACUACGCCAGCCUUACCAGAAGAUUGGUCUUCCCAAAAUUUAGUGCAGAGAGGGACGUAUCUAGUUUGAUUGUCAGUGCUCUUUGAUGUCAGUUUGUGCUUUGCUGGUUAACGCUGUUCUACCAGAAACAAUGACUGUUAAUUGUAUUUUGUUCAUGUCUAAAGCGUUUCCUUUUCACCACGGUUUAACCGCCACCGGCUAUGUUCAAAGCCCAACCACUGAUGCUCAGUUGCCUGCUACCACCGUAUCUGCUAGUUUUACUUCGCAACAGUAUCUGGAAAAAUUACUCCCUAAUUGGACGUUGCAUAUGAAAUGUCUCUGAGGUGCUGAGUUAAGUUAUUCUGGGCCUGGACACGUCUUAUGCAUCAAUGCAGAAUCUCUUCCUCAGGAGAUAAUGAGCCCCUCUCUUGUUUCCCACAUGGAGUUCUAGUUUGAAAUCAGAAUUAACCUCAUUAGAGUAUUGUUGUGUAACCUUUUUGGUGAUGAAACGUAGAGGGAAAUGUUCAGCGUGACACUUGUGUCGAGCUGAGGAAAUGUCAACAAAACAGAAACUUGAAUCAAAGUUUCUGACCAUGUUUGGAAUGAAUCUACCGACUUUGUACAUGUGCUAAAUCAGGCUGCUAUCCAACAGUUUGAGGAGAGUAAGUGCAACACCCAAACAAUCUUCUUUCUAGAAUUUACAAACAAUGAGACUUGUUUGCGGUUUGUGGGGAACAAACUGAACCAUGAUGCACAGAGCUGGUGACAUUUUUGGCCAUAUGUGUGCAAGAAUUAAUUUCUAUGAAUGUGAAAAUGCGUCCAUAUUGAUUUUUUGUUGUUGUUUUUUUUCCUUUGUGUAACUGUGACUGAACUGUAGAGUAUUACACAAAAGUUCAUAGAUAGGGAAUCAUUAAUCUUGCUAUAUGAAACUGUAAAUUCAAAUUAAGCUCAGUAGCUCUGCACUAAUUUUUUUGCAAUAUCAGACAAGCCCAAAUAGAGUGAUCAUAUUCUUUAAACUGUCAAAUGAAGGAGGUAAGAACGUACCAUUAUUUUCAAAGCGAUCUCAUGAACCCAGUAGCGUUUAAUCCCAAUAAGAGAGUCUUGAUGUUUGAGACAGAUUACAGCACUAGCUUCACCUCCUUCUCGUAGCAUUGUCCAAUCAUUUCACUUUUACAAAGAAUCAUCAGCUCAGUUUCAAAGAGCACAGCAGCUCCUUGCAUAUGGCCAUAUUCUUGAUUUGGGGUUAGGCUUCGUCAAGACACAGUUCUCUUUGAGGGCUUGGAUAAGAAUAAAGGUUGGGUUUAAUGUUUGUCAGUUAGUUUGCCAAUCAAGUUAUUAUUUCUUUUUGUUGUUGUCUCGUCCCUCUUUAAAUGUCACGCUCACACUUUUUUUUUCUUUUUGUUUGAGUCUUCAUACCAGAUAUUUGUAAGAUAUUAUAAAGGAAUCUACUUGGGAUGUUUUUGAAUAAAACAUUUUACUAUAAUGUA